AGUCGCGCAAAAGUCUUUGUUCGUAGAGGAUUGGGAGACAUUUCACCGCCUUCGGUUAUGACGUGCGCUCAAUUAUCAGAUAGCUGAUAAUAAAAUGAAAACGACUGUAGCAACAGGUAGCAUAUUAAGAACGGAGUAGAACUGGAAACAUCGAUAGUCUGUAUAUAGCAGUGUCAUCAUCUCAUAUACCACAGUGUCGCCAUUCACCACGGAUUGUUUAUUUGAUUGCAUUUGUAAAAUCUAUAAUUAUGUAUUUCACACAAACGUACAGCGGAUAUACAAGUGUUGUUAUGAUCUUCGCGUUGGCAGUCAGUUUACAAAUACAUUUUGCUGAAAGUCGAUCGCUUUCCACAGAUGAAUAUUUCCCAAACACGAUAUUCAAAAGAAAUUCAUGGUUUAGCAAAAAGUCAUUGGACAACUUAUCGCCAGCUUCACAGAAAGAAGUUGACAUCACCCCGAUGCAAGUUACAAAUGGCUGUGAAGAAGCCCUCUCUGUGUACAGGUGCUAUGCGGACAUGUGUGUACCAGAAUUUGUAGAGUGCUCGAGGACGUCAAUGAGUAACGAUUUGUAUGAAAUGUGUAAGCUGGAACACAGCAUGUGCGCGUCUCGGUGCUUUAAUGGGUCGGGAUCGGAACUGGAAAUUAAAUGACAUCACUCGAAAGUGUUUUAUAUUUAACAGAUAUCUUAUUUCACAGAAAGCUGAUAUUUUGCAAAUAUUUUUCUUCUCGGAAUUAGUACAUUACAAAACUUAAUUCAUCCUCCUCCCACUGUAUAGCCAUAUCAAUAAAAGUGUAUAUUUUCAUAUGCAG
Pecten maximus is the source of this 810-nucleotide messenger RNA. RefSeq lists its product as uncharacterized. The transcript has 6 exons. Lineage: Eukaryota; Metazoa; Mollusca; Bivalvia; Pectinida; Pectinidae. Bases 249 to 650 code for a protein of 133 amino acids. The record is from RefSeq and is a predicted model, not a curated record.